Molecule: messenger RNA, 2640 nt
Organism: Mizuhopecten yessoensis (Yesso scallop)
Lineage: Eukaryota; Metazoa; Mollusca; Bivalvia; Pectinida; Pectinidae
Product: bone morphogenetic protein 10-like
Exons: 3
Coding region: 889-2184 (431 amino acids)
Biological process (GO): SMAD protein signal transduction; BMP signaling pathway
Cellular component (GO): extracellular region
Molecular function (GO): growth factor activity; cytokine activity
Source: RefSeq, a predicted model, not a curated record
UAUCGUGUUUCCCGGAAAGUGUGAGUGUACUUCCGGGAGAUAUUGUGGGAGUAUAUCGCCUUUGUCUUUUGACCGAUCCGUAACACGAGCCAAGAAACGUCAUCAGUAAGUACGUGACAUUGGUAGUGUUAACAUUGUUGUGUUUUUGAAAUUCCCUUUUCAGCAGUGUAAGAAUUCACAAGGUAGGCCCAAUGCAGUGAUAAAUCAAAUGGAUGAUGGUUGAAACGUGUAGAAAUGUCAAGCAUGUGACCGUUUAUCACGCGUACCGUUGCGCACCGACAGCCAGGUGAGGGCAAGUUGUGUACAGUGUGCACCAAACGGGGCAAUCUCAGAAGCAUUGGAAAAGGUGUGUAGUAGAUGCCAACAACUAUUUUCUGAGGAAGAAAAGAAAUGGGCUGCGAGAUAAGCGGGGUGGAACACUAUCAUGUCAGAUACGCGUGGAGCAGGGACUAUCCCUCCUGCCACGUGCCGCUUGGCCAAUAUGGAUUUCACAGCCAGUCGUAAAAAAACGCAAUAAAAUAAAAAUGUUAAUUGAACACUAUGUUUACAGACAUGUUAACAAGACCUAGGUGUCAUCUGGUUACCGUCAUAGGAUGACGGGGCGCAGGAAAACCCCCGGAAAAAGCUAUUAGUUAAUUCUAGAAUAAUGUGACACAUCGGAGAAAGGUUUACUCAACAAUGGUAUAUAAUCAAGGUUUACAAUGUCCAACUCCACGGAGAUACUGGGUGUGCUCGGCCUAGGCUUACUAGCCAUGUUCUCAGAAGAUGGGUGACAGCGUUGGUGAGGUUCGCUGAUAAAAGCGGUUGUAAUUAUCAUUGUCUUACAUAGUGUUAGUAGGAUAUACCAGGGCUGUAAAUAAGGUUGGCGCCACCCUAUCUCAACAGACGAUGAAGGCCAAUGUAGUAAUCCCUCCUUUCAUUCUUGUGCAUAUUUUGCUACUUAAGGCAACAGAGUGCCGAUCUGUGCUGUCUGUAGACCUACCCCGGGGUUCGGAACAUCUUACGAGGACACGCCGUGACGAUAUCGACGACGAUUAUGAGGAGUACGACGAUUCAUUGGAUAUUGUGUCAACGCCGUUAACUGCUGACGAUAUGCGGCAGUUUAUUUUACCCGGUAUCUUACCGUUGUCUCCGGAACCCGAGGAUUCAAUUCAACUCGCGGACCUCUCUAACCAAGCCCCGGAAUAUAUGAUGGAGCUGUAUAAACAAUAUUCCUCCAGACGACUCGCCAGUCCGGAGUCGGCAAUCGUCCGGAGUUUCACCAACAUCAAUCAGGACGAAGAGACAGUUGGAAGUACAACGUUUACGGAGCGCCAAUCCAGAGUACACACAAUGAUUUUCAAUAUCACCAGUUUAUCUAUGGAGGAAGUGGUAGACUUGGCGGAACUCAGACUCUUUACCUUGGUGGAGAAGGACCGCAACGCGUAUAUAGGUGUCGACAGGAAGGUGUCUGUGUUUGAGGUUAUCCCCUCAAAUGACCAGCCGUAUAAACUCAUCAACUCCAAACAUAUAUACGGACGCAACAGCAACUGGGAGACGUUUGACGUCACUUCCGCAGUUAAACGAUGGGUGCGUGAUAUUAAUUCAGUGCAAAUAUUAGAAAUUAGAAUAGAAAACGUAUUUCAUAGUGUUAGUUACGGAGAGAUGGAUAUUGACGCUCGCCCGAAAACUAGGACGGAGCCGUUGUUGGUUGUGUUCUCCAGCGAAUACAGUAAGAACAAACUUCACAUGAAGGAGAGACACGAAAUGGUCACACAUGAAAUGGACUCGUUUGAUUUCAUGGGAGAUCUCAAUGAUACACAAACUAACCAAUCAGAAUCGAACACAUUACAACAUCGUUUCAAACGGAGGUCAAACAAGAAGGGGACGGUGUGCCGACGGCGCCCUCUAUACAUCCAGUUUAGUGAUAUAGACUGGGAUAGAUGGAUUAUCGCCCCUCAGGGCUAUCAGGCCUACCAGUGUGUCGGCAAGUGUUAUUUCCCAUUCAGUGACUACCUGUCUCCUACGAAACACUCUAUAAUACAGACCCUCCUCAACUCUAAAAACCCUAAAAAGGCCAGUAGAGCGUGUUGUGUUCCCACAAAGCUGGACCCUAUAUCUAUCCUGUAUGUGGAUGAACUUGGAGUGGUGACGUUUAAAUAUCAAUACGACGGAAUGGUAGUUAAAGAGUGUGGCUGUAGGUAACAUCAAAGAACAUGUUAUGUAUAAAGGAUCAUGGCUUUGGUUACCAAAGUCUUCAUUUAGAAAGAUUUCGUUUUGCCUUAAGGGUCGUUACCUCAAAUGUCCAGAGCGAAGGUUUAAUGAUAGUAAUAUAACAGUCUUCAAUGUGAGGAUUUUGUAUUGUAAGUAUGUUCAGAGGUAUAAAUGGUUAUAUUUUGAACUUCAUUCAAGAUUAGUGUCUCUCAAUAGUACACUUUAUGACUAAAUCAGAUGUUGUUCUGGAGAACUGGGUAAUCGUGUUUUUUACAGACCAAGCAAAGCAUUAUUAUAUUACAAGCGAUAGGUGAAAAUACACCAUCUUGAUUAAUGUUCUAAUUGUACCCGACCCUGAUUUCUGUCACACACGAUAAGUUUAGGGUACCCGACCCUGAUUUCUGUCACACACGAUAAGUUGAGGGUACCCGACCCUGAUUUCUGUCA